Molecule: messenger RNA, 1596 nt
Organism: Trichomycterus rosablanca
Lineage: Eukaryota; Metazoa; Chordata; Actinopteri; Siluriformes; Trichomycteridae
Gene: creb3l1
Product: cAMP responsive element binding protein 3-like 1
Exons: 12
Coding region: 1-1596 (531 amino acids)
Biological process (GO): regulation of transcription by RNA polymerase II
Molecular function (GO): cAMP response element binding; DNA-binding transcription factor activity, RNA polymerase II-specific
Source: RefSeq, a predicted model, not a curated record
AUGGACACCAUAUUGGACAGCUUCGGCUCGGACAAACUUUUCCCCAGUAACAACCUGUUGGACCUUGAGGACCUAAACGAGACCGACUUCCUUUCUAAUGUACACUUCUCGGAACAGAUGGAGGACUUCUCCAACGAGCUCUUUAGCAGUUUUUUCGAUGAGCAGCUGCUAGCCGAGAGGACACCUCUGCUGGACAUGGAGCUGGAAUCGCAGAACCCUGACAUCCAGCAGGAGCACAGCUACUCCCUCAGCGGCGAUUCGGCACCCCAGAGCCCUUCCAUGCCCAUCAAAUCGGACGAGGAUUUAGAGGGUAUGUGGGCAUUCAGUCAAGAUCUGACCGCCAUCCUCGUGAAACAGGAACCGAACCUCUUGUCUGAACAUUCUCCUGAACCGGUGCCGCCUACUCCCACCUCUAGUAGUGCCAGCCAGCCCCUCACACUCAACCCACCGCCUCAGAGACGACACAAUCAAGACAAGGUGGGCAGAGAACAGAACUCAAACACAGUACCUACUAUUAAAACAGAACCCCGAGAGGCCAGCCAGUUCCUUAGCGUCCCCACAGAAGAGCACCUACAGCUCCCGCCGACUCCUCCCAGCAGUCACGGCAGCGAUAGCGACGGAUCGCAGAGUCCCCGUUCACUGCCCCCGUCCAGCCCGGCCCGUCUACAGAGCCCUCAUUCGUUAGCACCCAGCAGCCCCAGCCAUCAGCAGAGUCCACAUCCCUACGCACCUUCCAGCCCAGCCCGGCAUCCGACCCGUUCUUCCACGGCCAUCUCCUCCUCGCCGCUCCUCACUGCCCCACACAAGUUGCAAGGGACGUCGGGUCCCCUGAUGCUCACAGAAGAGGAGAAGAGGACGCUGAUGGCCGAGGGUUACCCCGUCCCCAACAAACUCCCCCUGACCAAGACAGAAGAGAAAGCUCUCAAGCGAGUGCGCAGAAAGAUAAAAAACAAGAUCUCAGCGCAGGAAAGUCGUCGCAAGAAGAAGGAGUAUGUGGAAUGUCUGGAGAAAAAGGUGGAGAACUAUACUUCUGAGAACAAUGAACUGUGGAAGAAGGUGGAGACGCUCGAAAGUGCAAACAGGACUUUGCUGCAGCAGCUUCAAAAGCUUCAGGCUCUAGUUAGUGGCAAAGUGCCUCGUUCCUGCAAGAUGGCCUCCACACAGACCGGAACCUGUCUAAUGGUGGUGGUGCUGUGUUUUGUGCUGGUUUUGGGCUCUCUGGCUCCCUGCCUGCCUGAAAUCUCGCUCUACGCUUCCUCCUCCUCCUCCUCAUCCUCACCAUCACACACGGUGAAGUCUGGCCCGCUGCCCACUGCUCACCUCUACACCACAAGCCAGGUCCGCUCCCGCAGCCUGCUCUUCUAUGAGGAGGGUUCCCCGCUGGAGAACAGCCACGGGAGCAUGCUGAGUGUGGAGAGGGGGGAGGGGGUGCCACCCCAAUACACGCAGGAGCUGGAGGAGACCCACAAGCCGACUCACUCUCAUUUCAGCACGUACCUGAACCUGCAAGAGCCUGACAAAAACGGCAGCACCUCACCCCUCCUCCACCGAGAACACACACGAGAACGAGAUCCAGACGGAGGAGCGUUCUUCUAA